Messenger RNA from Danio rerio (zebrafish), 1487 nucleotides. RefSeq names its product wingless-type MMTV integration site family, member 3 (gene wnt3). Gene Ontology annotation, molecular function: signaling receptor binding. NCBI's taxonomy places the organism in Eukaryota, Metazoa, Chordata, Actinopteri, Cypriniformes, Danionidae. The record is from RefSeq and is marked provisional. Gene Ontology annotation, cellular component: extracellular region. Gene Ontology annotation, biological process: regulation of gene expression; Wnt signaling pathway; canonical Wnt signaling pathway.
CUGAUGAUCCUAAGGGGAAAAAAGUGGGGAGAGAAAAAGAUAUGUACCUUAGGGAAGAACCUCAGUAAGAGGGAGGGAAUCAGAGGACGAGUAGGAGCGUGUGUGCGAGUGUGUGAAAGAGACACUUACUCUCCUAACUACUACUGGAAGACACACACUUUUCUCACCCAACUCAAAGCAGCAGCAAACCUUGGAGAAUUGUUUUAUUUUUGUUUUUUCGCGAACCCCCCCAAAAAAAAUUCCUAAUUAUUCUCUCAAGCAUCCAUCUUUGCCUUGCCGGGAUUUAAUUUUCACCCCCUCUCUAGGAAUCCUAUGUACUGAUCAAUAGACCCUUUCCAUCCACACAAGACAUACCUCAUGGAUUUGUACCUGGUUGGAUUUCUCAUGUGCAUGUGGUUCUCCAGCUCUCGGGUGCUUGGAGGCUAUCCCAUCUGGUGGUCCCUGGCCCUUGGGCAGCAGUACUCAUCCAUUGGAUCCCAACCCAUCCUGUGUGGCUCCAUACCUGGCCUGGUGCCAAAACAGCUGCGCUUCUGCCGCAAUUACAUAGAGAUCAUGCCCAGUGUAGCGGAAGGAGUCAAACUGGGUAUCCAGGAGUGUCAGCACCAGUUCCGUGGUCGCAGGUGGAACUGCACCACUAUCAAGGACAGUCUAGCAAUAUUUGGACCAGUGCUUGAUAAAGCUACAAGGGAAUCUGCAUUUGUUCAUGCGAUUGCCUCAGCUGGAGUAGCAUUUGCAGUAACCCGUUCAUGUGCAGAGGGGACCUCCACUAUGUGUGGCUGUGACUCCCAUCAUAAAGGCCCACCGGGAGAAGGAUGGAAGUGGGGUGGCUGCAGUGAAGAUGCUGAAUUUGGGGUUUUGGUAUCUCGAGAGUUUGCAGACGCUCGUGAGAACCGGCCAGAUGCUCGGAGUGCCAUGAACAGGCACAACAAUGAGGCAGGACGAAUGACCAUAUUGGAGAACAUGCACCUGCGCUGUAAAUGCCAUGGGCUGUCAGGCAGCUGUGAAGUGAAGACGUGCUGGUGGGCGCAGCCUGACUUCAGACUGUUGGGGGACUACCUGAAAGACAAGUACGACAGCGCCUCUGAGAUGGUGGUGGAGAAACACCGGGAGUCCAGAGGCUGGGUGGAAACACUACGAGCCAAAUACGCCUUCUUCAAGCAUCCCACUGAGCGAGACCUGGUAUACUAUGAGGGAUCACCCAACUUCUGCGAGCCAAACCCAGAGACGGGCUCAUUCGGCACCCGUGACCGUGCCUGCAACGUGUCGUCGCACGGCAUCGAAGGCUGUGACCUGCUGUGCUGUGGCCGUGGCCAUAACACACGGACAGAAAAGCGCAAAGAGAAAUGCCACUGCAUCUUCCACUGGUGCUGUUACGUUAGCUGCCAGGAAUGUGUGAGGGUCUACGACGUACAUACAUGUAAAUAAGCACAGCGGGUCCAGAAAGAAAGGGACUAGUGGACAUUAAGCAAGAGAAUGAGAGACUGAGG